GCAAUGAUGGGUCGACGUUCUGUGUUUUAUAUUCAUUUACUUUUAGUUUACCUGUUAUUUUAUAGCGAGGCAAAAUCAUAUCGCGCUGUGGUUGUUAUCCAUGGAGUGCUCACUGGAAGCGAUAGUAUGAAUCUCAUCAUGGACAGAAUCCAGGAGAUGCACCCUGGAACUCUAGUCUACAAUACCGUUAGAUUCGCGGGAUGGCGUAGCCUGGAGCCGAUGUGGCAACAGGUCGAGGAAAUCGGCACCGACGUAGUCUCUAUCGGUGCUGCGUUUCCCGAAGGAAUUAAUCUAAUAGGUUACAGCCAGGGAGGUCUGUUGGCUCGGGCAAUAUUACAGAGGUUUCCGAUGCAUAAUGUGAGAAACUUUAUUUCCCUGAGCUCGCCGCAAGCGGGACAAUACGGUACACGCUUUCUGCAUCUGAUUUUCCCCGAUCUAGUUUGCGAAUCCGCCUACGAACUCUUUUACUCGCACAUCGGGCAACAUAUUAGCGUUGGAAAUUAUUGGAACGAUCCUCAUCAUCAAGAACUGUAUCACAAGUACAGUAAGUUUUUACCAUACGUAAACGAAAUCGAUGCUUUCAACAAUACCGACUACAAAACGGGUUUGACUAAACUCAAACGAAUGGUGCUUAUUGGAGGACCGGAUGACGGGGUUAUCACACCAUGGCAGAGCAGCCAUUUUGGAUAUUAUGACAAUAAUGAGACAGUAGUAGAAAUGUACAAUAGAUCUAUUUAUAAAGAUGACAUUAUUGGUUUGAGAACGUUGGAUGAACAAGGAAGAUUGAAAAUUAUCACUGUGCCAGGAAUAUCUCAUUACGAGUGGCACAACAACGUUUCUAUAAUAGAUGAAUUUUUAUUGCCAUUUUUAGAUUAAAUUUAAUGUGUUUUAAAUAAAUACUUGCCAAAUGUCAAGGUAAAAAAUUCGAAAAUUACUGCAACUUAAACUUCAAAUUUUUGCAAAACAUACUUUUCCCCAUUUCUAAUUUGAAAUUUGUAAUUAAAAUUAAAUUAAUAUAAAUUUAUUAACAGCAAACGUGAAAUACUACAUAUGCACAAGACUGAAAAAUUACAUCUCAUACAUAUCAUAUAAGCAUAUAGCAAUUAUAUAACUAAUGUAAAAAUAUACUGCAAAAACGGCAAUCUGUUUCGUACCAGGAAAUCGCGUGCGUGCGCGUAUUCUUAUUGAAAUGCUCGAAAUAUUUUAAGAAGUAAACUUAUUUAUUAUAAAUGUAUAUAUAUAUUUCGAAUUACUUAUAUAAUAUUAACAAUGCAACAACACACUUUUUCUAUUAAUAAAACUUAACUACCUUUUUCUACCACAAAGACUCAACCUAUUGUCGUACUUUUCGCUCAUUGUUGUAAUCAUAUAAAUUCUUCAAAAUA
Molecule: messenger RNA, 1385 nt
Organism: Dinoponera quadriceps
Lineage: Eukaryota; Metazoa; Arthropoda; Insecta; Hymenoptera; Formicidae
Gene: Ppt2
Product: lysosomal thioesterase PPT2 homolog
Exons: 4
Coding region: 4-876 (290 amino acids)
Cellular component (GO): lysosome
Molecular function (GO): palmitoyl hydrolase activity; thiolester hydrolase activity
Source: RefSeq, a predicted model, not a curated record